Colias croceus (clouded yellow) is the source of this 3631-nucleotide messenger RNA. Its product is annotated as trichohyalin-like. The coding region runs from base 102 to 3581 and encodes 1159 amino acids. The record is from RefSeq and is a predicted model, not a curated record. The transcript has 16 exons. Lineage: Eukaryota; Metazoa; Arthropoda; Insecta; Lepidoptera; Pieridae.
CAAACAAAUUGUUUGGGAAGUUUGAAAAUUUUAGUGCUUCCAAAUAAAAAUUAAUUUUCGUGAAUAAUGUAAAAAAGGUUGCAAAAAUAAAUCAAAUUAUUAUGGAAUUUGUUGAGACAGAAGAAAAUGAUUCGCUUCAAAUAAAUGCUGAUGUGCAAUGUGAAGAAUCCACGGAAAACUUUCAAAAGUUUAUUUUUGAAUUGUUUGAGAAAAAUGGAAUUUUAAAUGAUUUGCGCGCGUAUCUACGAGGCCAUAUCGUUACGAUGUUAAAGAGUACGAAUAGUGGGGAGCCUACUCCAUGCCAGAAGCAUUUUACCCAACGCUUAGAGCCUACAUAUCAAGCAUUAAACAUCUUAAUCACAGAAUAUUUACUCAGACUGGAGUUCAACUAUACAUUGUCUGUUUUCAUUUCUGAGAUACCAUUGGCGAACAUGCUGUUUGAGUUUGCCAAAACAGUCAUAAAAACAGCGGAUAUUAGUGAUAUAAGCCAAGUAUAUUUUAGAGAGAAUGAUGUGUGGUCUAUAUUGAACUGUUUGGGUAUUAAAUGUGAUUCAGAGCAUGCAUGUAAAAUUGUUGACAUGUACACAACAGAAGAGAAACUGCCCUUGCUCUUGUGUAUUAUGAAGUGUGUGCCGUUGUAUAAGAAAGAGUCUGUGUGCUUGGAUAAUGCAACUUCGGAAGAUUAUAUAACAAGCGACAGAAGCACAGAUACAAUGGAAGGUAGUUGUAAAAAACAUACAGAAAGGCGUUCACGCAAAUGUCGACACUAUACCGUGUGUAACACGUGCCAAAGUCGCGAGAUUCGCUUGAAAGAGAGAUGUAGUAGGAAGAAGACGCAUUUACUUCAGAUGUUCCAGCAAAUAAAAUCAGUAUACGAGAUGGAGGUGGAAAUGGUUAAGGCGGAGGAAGAAAAUAAAAUUAGGAAAUCCGCCGCAAACCAUGCGAUACAGUUGCAGAAACAAAGGGAAGAGCUAGAAGAAGCGUUCAAGGAACGUGAAAAGGAAUUACAAAGGAAUAUAGAGGAAAAAAAGAAAUUCCUCUGGGGUUUGGCGAAAUCGCUGAGACAGCAACACGAACACAUGAACAAGGCGAUGGAAGAUGUUAGGAGUGAAACCGAACGACUCACUGUUAAGGAAAAUAAUCUCAAAGCACAAAUACAAGAAGCAGAGGAGUUAUUAAGAAAACGCGGUGAAGAGAUGCGGGAACAAAUCUCAAGCGAAUUGCAAAUAUUGGACCAACAUUUGCAAACUAUGAAGCGUGAGAGAGAUUGCAUUAAUACGGAACGCAUGGAAUUGGAAAAACUUCGAAGUAAUAAAGAAAUUAAUAAUAAUAAAAUCGAAGAAAUAGAUGUGAAAAAACAUUACAAUAUUUUAAAAGAGGAAUUGCAAGAUUUAAAACGGCAUUUAGAAACGGCCAAUGUUGGAGCCAAUGUUGGCCCACGUGUUGGGCCAAAUGUUGGUAUAAUGGUGGAAAAGGGAACUGCCACGGAUGGUUUUGUGAAUAAUUUAAUGAAUAAUGAACAUGUUGUGAUGAAUAAUGACAGAGUGGUGAACGCUAAAGUGAACAAUGAUUUGAGCAAACAGAAAAAUGUUAAUUUUAAUAUGUCUAAUGAAGGUAUUUAUAAAGACUCGCAACGCAACAGUAGAACAUCUAUAGCCAGUGAUGACUAUCAAAGUGACCGUGACCGCGACGUAUAUGACCGUGAACGACACUUUUAUGACCGUGGCCGUGACCGUGAACGCGUUUGUGACCACGAGCGGAGUAAUUAUGGAGUCCCGUAUUCGGAAAUACAGCGAUUGAGGAAUGAAAACGAAAGAUUGAGUAUAUUAGCUCGACAGCAAAGUGAUCACAUCGCGUCGUUAUCCACUGAAAGGUCGCGGCUUCAAUCCGAGCUGUUGCUCACAAGACCACAAACCGCACCCACUUUGAUGCAGCCGUUCACGGUCACCAGAUUAAACGCAACCGCAAGUAACGGUCUAAUAAGUACAGUGGGUGGGGGUGAACAAUUAAAUGUGUUGGACGCGAGGCCGCGGGUUCGACUCCCCACGGAUGUAAUGCCGUUUAUUGGGGUACUGAGAGACAGACAUACGGAUAACCGACGGCACAUAUUGAACCAAUGUCGCUCACUCCGGAGACGAGUUGCACCACAAGUUGCCACCAGUUCGAGAACUGUUGCCCGAGAUAAUCCCACAACACAUAAUGUUGAAACCAGUGAAGUUUUCAAUGGCGAUGUUUCGAUGCCCCAGGAAGAAGUCAUUGAAGAUAAAUUGACACAUACAGGAGAAGCAUCGCAGAAACAAACAUUCGAAGCGACUAAACAGAGAGAGAAAAGUCCUAAAUCAAUGCUCAGAGAAGCGAAGGAGAAAUUACGAAAUAAAAGCAGCAUAAAAGAACCGACCCCAUUAAUUCGUGAGAAAAGCCCCAACACUACACUCCGUGAGGCCAAACUGCGACUCCGCAAGUUGGAGAUCGAAGCGGAAGCGGUGGAAAGAUCCUACCAGCACUUCCGGAAACAGAUGGAUCUGAGAGGGGAUAACGAGUUGGGUUUAAAGCGCAGCAAAUCUUUACAGAAGCUUGAAAAUUCUUACAAAAUUGAUGACACCAAGGUUAAACCAAAAGCACACAAAGAUUUAAUUCAACAAAACUUCGACAAAUAUCUAAAAGAAUAUCAAACUAAAUUCCACAUCCCACCGUUCAAGAAUAAAAAUGCUAUGUCAGAAAUGAUAAAACCUAUUCCAGUAGCUUACUGUGAGGUAGAUGAUCAUAAAACUCGUGCAAGUGUAGAUUUUCUCGAAACUCCAUUAUCCGAAUUUAGGAAAUUAUAUCAUACAGAAAAGCAAUGGCGUACAAACAUAAAAACUACAAAUCCCAUACAUUUUCCUGAUAAAGAUGCAUCUAAUGAACCCAUAGUAGAAGAAAAUAUUGUACGCAAAGAUAAGAAAGAAAUUAAGAAAAACGAAGAAUUCAAAAUUUUACAAGAUAAUUUGAACAAAAUGUACAGUUUAGAUAGUCCAAAUAUGGUUAGUCCAGUAAUACCUGUGAUAAGUCCCAAACCAAAGGAAGAAAUUAAUAUAAUAGAAAAUAAUCAAGAAGCUAUCAAAGAAAAAACAGAAAAUGAUGAAAAUCGUCUUCGAGUUAACAUUGAAAAUGUCCAUGAAACUAAAAACAUUCCUAUUGCUGAAAAAGAUCAAACACUAUUAGUAGUUGUCGAAAGUUCGAUAGAUACAAAAGAAAUAUCAGAACCAGAAGUCGACGAACGAAAUGAAAUAUCAACACAAAUGACGAUUAUAGUGAGUCCAAAAGAGAAAACAGAAAAUAAACCAACAAAUUCUGAAAUAGAGAAAAUAACUAAUAACGAUGUUUUGGACUCUAUAUUUAAAGCAAAUGACAAUAAAGAUGUUUCCAGUGUGGAUAUGCAAUUGGAAUUAUCUAAAAUAGAUUCUCCAGGAGACAAAGGGAAUGAAGAAUAUCCCGAAGAUUUUUCAGCAGAUGUUGAUAAUUACAAUAGUCAUUCGGAUUAUGAGCAAAAUUCUCCAAUAUCAUUGGCUAAAGACUCUGACGAAAACUUUUGGGAAUCCUAAAUUUAUUUCUUGAUUUGUUGAUGUUAAUAAAUGAAUUAUUUAUUUGGUUA